Trichophyton rubrum CBS 118892 is the source of this 1458-nucleotide messenger RNA. RefSeq lists its product as uncharacterized. Bases 1 to 1458 code for a protein of 485 amino acids. The transcript is spliced from 2 exons. Lineage: Eukaryota; Fungi; Ascomycota; Eurotiomycetes; Onygenales; Arthrodermataceae. The record is from RefSeq and is a predicted model, not a curated record.
AUGCGCGACCUUCGACGCCGUGCUCUCGAGAGCAACAAGACCGUCUCCCGCAAGGCCCAGAGCCGGGGAGUCUCUACGCCGAACUCGAGGACGCCAUCAGCCCAGAGUUCUCGCCAGUCCUCGAGAAACGUCAGUCGCCACCCCUCAGACGACGAGGAUGAUGAAGACGAUGAUACCCGGAGUGUAGGAACAGCUUGGAGCAACGUUUCAGCCGAGGAGUCCGGUGCGGGAGAAGAUGCAGAGAGCAGCCGUGCUCCGUUGCAGGACGUCAUCAACGAACUUAUCGAUCGAAAACGCAGCAGCGUCCAGGGACGAGAGGACUAUCUCAACGCCUUUGUCCGGAUGCUGACGGCCCACUACCAAGAAGAAGAACUGGGCAGUAAGAUGGACGAGCUGCUCAAGGUGUUUGCCAAAUCCAUCCGAUCCGAGACCAGCGAGAAGGAAACCAUCCUCGCACUCAGGGCCACAUCUCUCAUGGCUGUUACCAUGCUCGACGACACCAUCUACCCGUCCAUGAGCUCCGUCGUCAAACGAGCCGCCAUGGACUCGUCAUCUUUCGCCGUCAAAGCCGCCGCCAUUCGAACACUGAGUGCCUGUACCAUCUUUGGAGGAGCAGGAGACGACAGCAUACUCGAGCAGAUGAACUUUUUGAUGGAAAUCGCCAUGUCUGACGGCGCAUACGUCGAUGCUGCCGACGACUCGGAUACCGUUACCGCCGCCAUCGAGGAAUGGGGAUUCCUCGCCUCCCACAUAGAAGACCUCGAGGUCGAGAGUGAAGAGGCCGUCGAGGCCUUUGCCGACCAGCUGGAGAGCAGCGAGACCAGCGUACAGGUUGCAGCUGGUGAGAACAUCGCCCUCCUCUACGAAAAGAGCUACACACCCAAAGAGGAGGACGAGUCAGACGAGGAAGACAACUACAACGCCACCGACGACGACCGUUCCUCCACCCCAUCGGACGACGAGGAUGACAACGGCGCCAAACUCAUCAAGCGAUACGAUGCAUACCACAACACCCACCGCAUCAUCAAACAGGUCGAGGCCCUCGCCCACAUCUCCGGCCGCCACAUCAACAAGAAGGACAAACGCUCCCUUCACACCAACUUCACCUCCAUCCUGAACACCGUCAUCAACCCCCGCCGUGGCCCACAGUACAGCAACGCCAUCGACUUCGAAACCAACCAAAGCUACGGCAGCCGCAAGACGGUCAAGUUCCAUCGAAACAGCUACAUGCGUGUUGACCGAUGGUGGAAAUGGAUCCGUCUCGCUGGUAUGCGCAGGAUUCUGGGAGGAGGAUUCAUCGACCACUACUUUGAAGGGAACAGAGCCAUCCUCGAGACUUUACCUGUUUCUCUUGACGUAGGCAGCUCUGGACCAGCGUUUAGCGGUGGGAAGAGCAAGUCUGGCAAACGAGGAGCCGGAAGAGUCAAGGGGGCCGACGUCCUUGGUACUUCUCACUAG